UUUCCCCUUUCGUAGCCCUAGUAGCUGUUCCUCAGCCAACAUUUUUCGCGAAACAAUUUUUUUUCCUUUAUUUUUUUGCUGACACGGAACAAUUUGUUGGUCUUACGGAUUGGCGAAACCAAAUGCUAAUUCACUCGAUCUCUCGUGUGGUUUCGCCGUCGAUUCGAUCGCAACCCUCAAAAGUUUCGGCUUUAGGGUUUUGUUCCACUGUCUCAGCAGCCGAGCGAUUGUACCAACAGCUUCAGACAUGCCCAAGCAAUGUCGAGAAGGCUUUAGCAUCAGUUAGCGUUAAACUGGACGCCGCUUGUGUCGGAGAGGUAGUUGGAAGAUGCAAGCGGAAUCAGUUUCAUUCGGGUUUCAGAUUUUUCGUUUGGGCGGGAACCCAGUCGGGCUAUAGGCACAGUCUAUUUAUGUAUAACAAAGCGUGUGAUGUUUUCGAGAUUAGCAGAAACCCAGGGAUGAUCAAGGAUGUUAUAGAUGCGUACCGCGCAGAGAAAUGUUCUGUCAGCGUCAAGUCUCUCAAGGUAAUUCUGAAUCUCUGUCACCAAGCUAGGCUUCCCGACGAGGCGUUGUGGGUGCUGAGGAAAAUGCCGGAAUUCAAUUUACGUGCGGAUACAGUUUCGUAUAAUCUGGUCAUUAGGUCGCUUGUCGAUAAGGGUGAUGUAAAUACGGCUGACCAGUUGAUGAAGGAGAUGGGUUUGGUAAAUCUUUACCCAGAUGUAAUCACAUAUAGUUCAGUGAUCAAAGGGUUUUGCAGUGUGGGUAUGUUGGAAGAUGCCUGGAGGUUAACUCAGACCAUGAACGCUAAUGGAUGCACCAUUAGUACUGUGAUAUAUUCGACACUCGUAGAAGGAUUUUGCAGGUCUGGUAGGGUGGAGAAAGCGUUAGAUUUGUUAGGAUUUAUGGAGAAAGAAGGUGGAAGCAUUAGCCCAGAUACGAUCACAUAUACUAUGGUCAUUCAAGCGCUCUGCGAAAGGAAGAGGAUCCGAGAAGCGGUAGCUAUAUUGGACAGAAUGGAAGACAGAGGAUGUUUCCCAAAUCGUGUCACUGCAAGUAUUUUGGUAAAGGGGUUUUUGGAAACUGAGGAUGAAGGUGAGCUUUCUAAGUUGGUUAAAAGGUUGGCAAAAAGGGGCGGGGUUCCCAUGGAUGAGUGCUUUAGUUCUGCUGUGGCAUGGUUAGCCGGGAUGAAAAGAUGGGAAGAAACAGAGGACCUUUUCCGGCAGAUGUUGGAAUGUGGGAUGAGACCCGAUGGUCUUGCGUGCAGUCUUGUUCUUAGACAGAUUUGUUCACAGGCAAGGUAUCAUGAUUGUUUCUGUCUGUACGAAGAUAUUGAGAAGAUGAAGGUUAAUUCUACCAUCGAUUCCGAUAUACUAUCGAUUCUUUUGCUUGGUCUAUGUGAACAAGGGCACUCUCGGGAAGCCACAGAGCUUGCAGGACUGAUGCUUGAGAAGAAAAUCAGACUGAAUGUUGCUUAUGCAGAGAAAAUCAUUGAGUAUUUGAAGAAAGUCGGGGAACCAGAGCUUGUGCGCUUCAGCUCUCAAGGACUUGAAGUAUGAUGCUGUAUCCAGAACAAGAACAACAGGAUAUGUAAAGAAACCGGUUGAGGUCCCUUGACAGCCUUCAAGAAGUUGUAAAUAGUGUGAAAGAGCUUUCAUUACUUGGAAGAAACCCGUUGAGGUCCCCAAACUCUUCUUGCUUUACCAUCUUCUUUAGAUCUUAUCUGUUCGUCAUCACCAUCAUCAUCAUCAUGAUGGAACAUGAUGAUUGCGUCAUAUACAUGCCAGAAGCCGUAUGUGAAUGAAAUCAAGACCCCUCCAUCAUGUCAUUGUCACGUUGUUUAUAUUACUGUAUAAUGUAUAUAGGAGGGAAAUCAAAUUCUGUGAUCCUAUCUUAGACAUACUAAUCAAAUCAAUAAGCUUUUC
This is a messenger RNA of Tarenaya hassleriana, 1922 nucleotides long. RefSeq names its product pentatricopeptide repeat-containing protein At5g47360. The transcript is spliced from 2 exons. Bases 123 to 1556 code for a protein of 477 amino acids. Gene Ontology annotation, molecular function: protein binding. The record is from RefSeq and is a predicted model, not a curated record. Lineage: Eukaryota; Viridiplantae; Streptophyta; Magnoliopsida; Brassicales; Cleomaceae.